Messenger RNA from Neurospora tetrasperma FGSC 2508, 1002 nucleotides. RefSeq lists its product as uncharacterized. The coding region runs from base 1 to 1002 and encodes 333 amino acids. Lineage: Eukaryota; Fungi; Ascomycota; Sordariomycetes; Sordariales; Sordariaceae. The record is from RefSeq and is a predicted model, not a curated record. The transcript has a single exon. Gene Ontology annotation, biological process: attachment of mitotic spindle microtubules to kinetochore; kinetochore assembly; protein localization to kinetochore. Gene Ontology annotation, cellular component: kinetochore.
AUGACGCCAAGAGCAAGGACCACAAGAGCAACAACGCCGAGGUCGGGGUCUUCAGAUGUGACCGCCCUUCUUCAACGCGCCGCCGAAGUACUCCAAGUCCUCGGCUCCCUUGAUGCCUCUACGCGGGACGAAAUAACCAUCAUCAAGAUCUCCGAGCCUAUAUCAAGCGCAUUACACUCAGCUGCAACCAAGAAUGCCAGCAGCAACAGCGGCAAUGACGAAUCACAUAACCAGCAACCAAGCACCGCCGCCCCGCGCACCUCAGACGUUUCCGCCCACAGCGCUUCCUCCGCGCUCGACGCGCCCACACCCGCCAGCCUCGAGGCCGAUCUAGCGCACUACAAGGAACUUUUUGCCAAGCUCCGCUUCUCCUACGUCGAACAGGUCACCAAAGAAAAAUUCAUACGCGCCAUCGUCGGCGAUCCCCCUUUGAUCGUCACGCCCCAAGAAAAUGCAGACCUCGAGGCGAGCAAUAUGGCCGCCAAGGCUUCGCUCAAGGCGCUCAAGACCGAAGUCGCCCUGCUCGUCGAAGACCUCGAGUCCCGCUCGCGCGAGCUGGCAGCGCGGUACGAGCGCGUGAAGCUGGACCGGGUCAAGCUGAGGGAGCUACCGGGGAAGAUGGAGGAGCUGCAGAAGAGGGUGGAUGAGUUGCGGACGAAACAGGCCAUCCAGCCAGGGAGCCAGCCGGAGAUGAAUCUGCCGCUGGCGAAGACGGCGGUGUUGGUGGAGGAGCGAAGGCAGAAGGUUAGGGAGCUGGAGCGGCAAGUGGAGCAGCUGUCGAGCUUGGCGCCGAGGAAGAGAAAGGAGAUGGAACGGCUGCAGAUGGAGGUUACGGCUUUGGCGGCAAAGAGGGCGCAGGUGAGCGCAGCAGCAAGGGAGGCAAAGAGGCGGAGGGAGAAUGCGCAGAAGGCGGGUGAGACGUACGAUGAGAUGGAGGCUAAAGGGAGGUGGUAUCGGGCGAGCGAGGCUGCUUUGAGGGAAAUGCUGGGCUUGAAGGAGUAA